Brassica napus (rape) is the source of this 2203-nucleotide messenger RNA. Its product is annotated as tryptophan--tRNA ligase, cytoplasmic-like. The transcript is spliced from 4 exons. Gene Ontology annotation, cellular component: cytoplasm. Lineage: Eukaryota; Viridiplantae; Streptophyta; Magnoliopsida; Brassicales; Brassicaceae. Bases 248 to 1039 code for a protein of 263 amino acids. The record is from RefSeq and is a predicted model, not a curated record. Gene Ontology annotation, molecular function: tryptophan-tRNA ligase activity; ATP binding. Gene Ontology annotation, biological process: tryptophanyl-tRNA aminoacylation.
UUUGGUCGGAAAUUUGUCAGUAAUCCGUCACAAAUGUCCGACGACAUUGGUGUCCGUCGGAACCUCCGUCGGAAUUCGGCGUGUUUUCUUGUAGUGUAUUAGGGAUUUCAAAGAGAUUCUGGAUUCAUUCGAGAGAGGAGACAAGUUCUAUCUCUACACAGGAAGAGGACCUUGAUCAGAAGCUUUGCAUCUAGGGCACUUGAUACCUUUCAUGUUUACCGAGUAAGUCUAAAACAUAUUGUCUUUUAUGUUUCUUUACAUGGUUUUCGAAGAACUUACUUAUGUUUUAUUGUUCGAAUCGGCUUGUAGAUACCUGCAAGAAGCUUUUAAGGUUCCUGUUGUUAUACAGCUUACGGAUGAUGAAAAGUUCAUGUGGAGUAAGACCUUAAAAGUGGAGGAUACUAAAAGACUUGCCAGGGAAAAUAUCAAAGAUAUAAUUGCUUGCGGAUUUGAUGUAGAAAAGACAUUUAUUUUCUCGAACAUCGAGCAUGCUGGUACAUUCUAUGAAAAUACGUUGAAGAUUGGAAAGUGCGUAACAGUUAAUAAGGCUAACGCAAUCUUUGGCUUUGCUGGCGAAGAUCCUGUUGGAAAAAUGGGUUUCCCUCCUGUGCAGGCAGCUCCAUCUUUUGCUAGCUCGUUCCAACACUUGUUCCCUGGAAAGGACAAUAAUCUCCGUUGCUUGAUUCCUUGUGCUAUUGACCAAGUUUGUAUUUUUGUUUUCCAUGUUAUUAGCGUAUCAUUAAUUCAUUAUUAUGUUAUGCAGUUUUUGUGUGCUAAUAAUCAAAUAUUGCUUUUGGUUUUUGUUCAGGAUCCAUAUUUUCGAAUGACUCGAGAUGUUGCACCUCGGUUAAAUUAUAGCAAGCCUGCUCUAAUUGAGUCAAAAUUCUUGCCUUCUCUGAAGGCAAGUACGUUUAAACUAGUCUUUAGGAUAUUGCCACUUUAUAGAUAUGUUACUUACAAACAACUUCAUGCCUUCAAAUUAUUGAAUGCCUUUGGUCGCUUUUGUGCAGGGAGUGAACGGAAAAAUGUCGGCAAGUAAUCCUAACUCAGCCAUAUACGUAACGGAUACCACCAAGGACAUUAAGAAAAAGGUGAAUGAAUCUCUAUACCACCAACUUCAUGUUUCCACAUGACUUUCGUGAGGACAUAUUGUUUGGUUUUGAUGGCACCUGACUCCUUGCACUUAUGUUAGUGUCAAACUUCAUUAGAUGUUGAAAUCAUAUCACUGUGCUAACUUGAUACGUGCGGUUCCAUGUACAGGUAAACAGUGCGUUUAGUGGGGGGAAAGACAACUCGACGGAACAAGAAAAUGCUGGAGCAGAUCUGGAGGUACCAAAAUUAUCUUCUUAUUACUCUUUAUAGUGUCAACUCAUUGUUGUGUUCCAGUGACAGUCAUGUAGUUAUACAGUGAUUGAAAUUUAGUAAUGAUAUAAUCUUAGUUAGAUAGGUAUUACUAAAAGUGGCAUUGGUUCCUCACAUUGGAAAUUUGGAAGGAUUUUCUUGUUAUGUAAUUGACUAAGUAGCCACUCUGUGUCAAUAGCAGAGUCUUGCAAGAUUUUAGUCUUUGUUCUUGAUGCUAUAGCAAACGUAAGUCUUUGUUUGUGGUAAUCUUUUUCCUACUAUUUCACAGGUAGACAUACCGUUCAAGUACUUGAGUUUCUUCCUAGAUGAUGCUGCUGAACUUGAACACAUAAAGAAGGUAAAUUACAUUACACUCGCCUCUCUAGCUCUUGUUACUAGCUCAUUACACAGAACAAAGAAUGUUCAUCUCUGUCUUAAUGUGUUUCAGGAAUAUGGAGAAGGAAGAAUGCUAUCUGGAGCGGUUAAGCAACUGUUGGGUCCCUCCUAGAUGGAGAGGACCAAUUGGGGUGAACUUAAGAAAUAAUAAUGUUUCCCCUUUGUCACUAGACAUAAUAAUAGAGUUUUGACAAAAAGAAACAAGAGAGAGAAAGGAGAAAAAGAGAGAGAAGGAGAAAACUCGUAAGGUGAUUUCAAGACUAGAUUUGGAGGGUCAAACGGAUCCUGAUCGGGCUGAUAUUUUGUGGGAAGCUUCUUCAGUCAGUGGGUUAGAGGUUCACCGAAGGGAUUUGGAUUUCAACGGUUGGAUCUUCUGUUGUCUGGGUUUUCUUGAAGCUGGUCGCCAUAGUUCUUCAGAAGAGCAGUCUUGGGUGUUUGGUAAAUCCAACGGUGAGAUCUUCUCUUA